Molecule: messenger RNA, 6935 nt
Organism: Sarcophilus harrisii (Tasmanian devil)
Lineage: Eukaryota; Metazoa; Chordata; Mammalia; Dasyuromorphia; Dasyuridae
Gene: THOP1
Product: thimet oligopeptidase 1
Exons: 14
Coding region: 1-2349 (782 amino acids)
Biological process (GO): proteolysis; peptide metabolic process
Cellular component (GO): mitochondrial intermembrane space
Molecular function (GO): metalloendopeptidase activity
Source: RefSeq, a predicted model, not a curated record
AUGGUGGCGACCUCUACGCCACCUCCACCACUUAUCGGUUUGGGAGGUAGAAGACCCUCCGAAGACCCAGUCCUCCGGGAUCCUAGACGGCUCCAGGCGGAAGCAGGAGGCAGGGUCUUUGUCCCUCUAUCCCCUCGCCUCUAUGGUUCCGCUGAGCUCCCAAAAUUCCCCGGGCGGCUGGUCUAUUUCUCUAGUCCGCGGAGGAGGAGCCUUCGAAGCAGCAUUGGUCUGUCGGAGCGCCACCUGCACGUCCUGUGCCGCCGCAUCCCGGGCCCCGCCGCCGCCGCCGCCAUGGCGCCCCCCACAGGAGAUGUCCUGGAUAAUGUCUCUCCAUGUUCUGUGACAAACUGCUUACGGUGGGACUUGACAGCAGGGCAGAUUGAAAAUCUUACCAAUGAACUCAUUGAAAAAACCAAGCGUGUAUAUGAUCAAGUGGGAUCACAGGAGUUUGAAGACGUAUCCUAUGAGAGUACUCUCAAGGCAUUGGCUGAUGUAGAAGUGGAAUACACAGUUCAGAGGAACAUUCUGGAUUUCCCACAGCAUGUUUCCCCCUCCAAAGAUAUCCGAACAGCCAGUACUGAAGCUGACAAAAAGCUCUCUGAGUUUGAUGUCGAGAUGAGCAUGAGGCAGGAUGUAUACCAGAGGAUUGUUUGGCUGCAGGAGAAAGUUUCAGUAGACUCAUUGAGGCCAGAAGCCAAGAGAUAUCUGGAUCGGUUAGUUAAGCUGGGAAAGCGGAAUGGACUGCACCUCCCAGAAGAAACUCAAGAAAAAAUAAAAAACAUUAAAAAGAAGCUGAGUCUCCUUUGCAUUGACUUCAACAAGAACUUGAAUGAGGACACUACCUUCUUGCCAUUCACCCGAGAUGAGCUAGGAGGCCUUCCUGAGGACUUUCUGAACUCUUUGGAGAAGACAAAGGAUGAUAAGUUGAAAGUCACUCUCAAAUACCCUCAUUAUUUUCCUCUCCUAAAGAAGUGUUAUGUUCCUGAGACUCGGAGAAAGGUUGAAGAGGCUUUCAACUGUAGAUGCAAGGAGGAGAAUUGUGCAAUCCUUCGGGAGCUAGUAGAUCUCCGGGCUCAGAAGUCCAGCCUGUUAGGAUUUAACACUCAUGCUGACUACGUCCUAGAGAUGAAUAUGGCCAAAACAAGUCAAGAUGUUGCCACGUUCCUAGAUGAACUGGCCCAGAAACUGAAGCCUCUUGGGGAAGAAGAGCGAGCGGUCAUUUUGGAGUUGAAAAAGAAAGAAUGUGAGAAGCGGGGCCUGGAUUUCGACAACCAGAUCAAUGCCUGGGACAUGCGCUACUACAUGAAUCAGGUGGAGGAGACCCGCUAUAAUGUGGACCAGAACUUGCUCAAGGAGUACUUCCCCAUGCAGGUGGUCACCAAGGGCCUUCUGGGCAUAUACCAAGAGCUCCUGGGCCUGACUUUUGAACUAGAAGAGAAUGCCAAAGUUUGGCAUGAGGAUGUGAAAUUGUAUUCAGUGAGGGAUGUGGACUCAGGCAAAGUGAUAGGGAAAUUCUACCUGGACCUGUAUCCCCGGGAAGGGAAGUAUGGGCAUGCAGCCUGCUUUGGCCUACAGCCUGGUUGCCUCCUCAAGGAUGGCGGCCGGCAGAUCUCCAUUGCGGCCAUGGUGGCCAACUUCACCAAACCGACCCCGGAUGCCCCCUCCCUGCUGCAGCACGAUGAGGUGGAGACCUACUUCCACGAGUUUGGACACGUGAUGCACCAGCUCUGUUCUCAGGCAGAGUUUGCCAUGUUCAGUGGGACCCAUGUGGAGCGAGACUUUGUAGAAGCACCGUCCCAGAUGCUGGAAAACUGGGUGUGGGAGAAGGAGCCUUUGAAGCGCAUGUCCCAGCACUACAAGACAGGAGAGCCCAUCCCUCAGGAGCUGCUGGAGAAACUCAUCAAGUCCCGUCAGGCAAAUACAGGUCUCUUCAACCUGCGUCAAAUUGUCCUUGCCAAGGUGGACCAGGCCCUGCAUACCCAGACCAAAGCAGACCCAGCUGAGGAGUAUUCACGGCUGUGCCAAGAAAUCUUAGGGAUUCCAGCCACUCCAGGUACUAACAUGCCAGCCACUUUUGGUCACUUGGCGGGAGGCUACGAUGCCCAGUACUAUGGCUACCUCUGGAGUGAGGUGUUUUCCAUGGACAUGUUCCACACACGCUUCAAAAUGGAAGGGGUCCUCAACUGUAAGGUUGGCAUGGAUUACAGGAACUGCAUCCUGAAGCCCGGCGGCUCUGUGGAUGCCAUUAACAUGCUGCAGCAGUUCCUCGGCCGGGAGCCCAAGCAAGACGCCUUCCUCCUGAGCAAAGGCCUGAAGGUGUUGGACAGCAGCUCCCCCUCUGCCUGCUGAUGGGCCGGCGCCGAGACACGGGAGCUCCUUCGAGCAUCCCCAUUCUUCAGGACUGAGCAAGUGUGGACGUAACCUCUGUUGGCCUCCCUGUUGCCUUAAACCCCCAACAGAGAGAGAACAGAGGGACUCCAGCAAAGCCACUACCAGAGGGGAGUGGGAUGAGGGGGUUUUUCUACACCCUGCCCCAAACCCACCCUGUUUUGCUUUCUACUUUUUAACCUUCCAGUCCCUCUUUAGGGUCUUUGCUCAGUCACAUUAAGAUGUUUGGAGAGUUCUUGUGUUGGCUGUAUGGCCUGAUAUCUUUUUCCCUUGUCCACCCUACCCCAGAGUAACCAAGAUCAAGGUUCUCUACUGAAACUAUAACUCUAAUCUUUUUUUUUUUUUUUUUUUUAAGUGGAGAGAAAGAAGGAGAGUCUCUCCUCUGCUUCCCUCUGCCUCCCUCUUGCCCUUCUCCUACCUUGAAAUGGUUUAGUUUAACAUUGGUUGUUAAGGCAGAAAUCAUGGCUUAGUCUUUUGGGGGUGGUUUUAUCAUACACUGUUUUGGUGAGAAUUGGUUCGACCUCAGGGAAUAGACAGCUGGGGUGAGUGUGAUGUGUGCGCGUGUGUGGAGUAGCUGGUGAGUGAAAUGAGUGACUCGUUCUCCUAACUGGAACUGAGGGGCCUUAGGAAGUUCUCCCUGAGCUUUGUACGACCUUUGCUCUGGGAUUCUGAGGCUGGCAUCUCGUGUGUGUCCGAUGCCUGGCCCACAUCCUGUCCCUGAGGAAGCCUAUCGUUAACCUGUUCAGUGAGGUCAGAUCGGAACUUCCUAGGAAGAAGGUAUUUGGAAAGAACUUGGCCAAAGCAACACCCUCCUUUGACUGCAACAGACUUUCUCUAGAUGUCCCGGGAGAGAUUCUGGGCCUGGUUCUUGCCAGGGAUCCCUUCAGCCUGCGUGAACAAGACUAGCCCGGAGACUUGGACUUUCUGGGAUCUGUGAGCCCCAGGCAGCAGAGGUGAGGGUGUAAUAGCGGAGAUAGAAGGCCCCCAGGGAAAACCUGCAGCCCCUUGGACUGAGAAGUGGGAGGGAACAGGCUUAAAUUGGUGGGUGUCCAAUAAAUCAGGGCGUGAGGUCUUCGGUCCUGACAUACUGCCUGUCCCUGUGCCCUCAGUCGGUGAAUAAGCAUUGAUUAAAUGUUCCUAAGACAAACCUCCAGCUUCAAGGAGCUUACUGUCCAGUGGCAAAGUCAACAUGCACACAACUAGGCCCAAAAAGCUGCAGAUGGCAAAAACGGGAGAUGCUCAACUGGGAAGAGGGAUUGGGAAGUGCUUGUGUAGAAGGGGGAACAUAAAGCCAGGAGGCAGAGAUGUGGCAGGAGUGUUCCUAGCAAGGGAGUCAGCCAGAAAAUGCCUGGAGCCUAGGCAUGGAGGGUCUUGUUUAAGGAGCAGCCACCGAGUCACACUAAGUUCACUUCCAUCGGAAGGCACAUGAGUGCCAUCUUUUUCUCCCUCCCUUGCCUGCCUCCUGUAAUAGCUCUACCCCUGACUCACUGUGGUUUCGGGCCAACUUCUCUGACCCUCACAUUGGGGUGGGUGAUCUUCCUACUCCUAAUAUUCAGGAACUCAGUGAAGAGUGAGUGCUCCCAAUAAAAUGCCCUCCUUCCUAGAAGCCUCCCUCUUGCUUCUGCAGCACUGGGCCUGGGGUGGGCUUCUCUGCCAUAGGAGGCCCCUCUUCCCUAAUAUUCCUUCAGGAGGAAGUCAAGGCCACUUCCUGGGAGCCGAGUCAGUUAUGGCUGAACCAACUAAGAAUGAUUAGAAUUUAAUAAUGGCCCCAGAUCAUCAACCUCAGGCAUAACAUCUCCAAUCCCUCGCCCUCAUGGGCCUAGCAGCUCUUGGCUGACUAUAGUAGCACCUGGACUUUGACCUCAUUGUUUAACCCUCCCCUGCUUCUGGCGCCUUGUUCCCCUCCUUACUAAGGAAUAGCCAGAGACAGAGGGAUUUCAUUUUCAUUCACUACUUUUAGUCCUUUUGUUUCAAUUAGAAACUUCUUUUCUUACUAUCUUGGUGGUAAGCCCCUGUCCCUGACUAUGAAAGGGAAGUGUCAGUGCCUUCCUCUCUCUCCUAUGGGCUUUUCAGUCAGGUGCUUGGAGUUUCCGUGACUCCCCUAGCCUUUGCUUAAGCAUCCCUCUCUUGAUCUCAGCAGACCCCAAGGUAGAAACAGCUGACAGUAGUCAGUCAUGGCAAGAUUUACCUGGAAAAUCAAGUACUGAGCUUUCCAGGCUGGCAAAGAAGGAACAAAGGAAGGGAGUGUUUGCCCCUCCCAUCAUCUGCCUGUGGACCAGUUUUUGGGGGGAGGAGUCCUGUUCCCGUUUUCCCACUCCCCCUACCCUAUCUCUCACUUAUACCCAGCUCCCCAGCCAGGGGAUAUGAUAUUGAGGCAGUUUUGUGCCCGAGCUUGAGACUAUUAAUUUGCAUGUCUCUUUCCUAAGGCCAGGAGGACGGAUGGCCUAUUUUUCUUAGCCAGAGCUAGUCAGGGAAGGUCUGAAGGGUCAGGAUCUAAUAUCCCUGGUGUCGUCACUGUCCCAGGAGAGUCAGGGGCUGACUGAAAUUCUGUGGCUACCACAGCUGAAUGGUGUAAUAUCUAUAAUUCUCUAGUUCAAAAUACCAAAUCCACAGGGCAGUUGUACUGGUGUUGGGAGCCACAACCGUCCCUAUUAAUUUCUCUGUCCAGCUGCCAUCCUUUUGUGCUAGCCAAACCCUGCUGAACCUGCAGCGAGUGAAGUUCCUCUGAUUCAUGUCAGCCUUGAGGUUCAGGCAGCUGACUGAUCUUUGUCCUGCCACAUGGCACCCGGGAAGGCUGGAAGCUGGUGGGGACUCCUGGCUUGUGACCUUCGGACCCACCACUGGGUUGGGCUUUUUGUUGUUUUUGUUUUAAAGAUGUAGAUGUCAAAACUCAAGCAGGGAGAAUAACAGGGAGUCUGAGAGAUUUCAUUGCCAACCGGCAGGGGAGGGGCCAUUUCAAGAAGUCACUUAAAAGGUGGCUAGUGUCCUGGGAAGAUGGCUGCCUUUGUGCACCAUCCCUAGCUGCAGGAUCAUAGGAUGGCUCCUUAAGGGUCAGGCCUUCACCUCUUAAUCUGUGGUCUCAUCAGGUAGGCAAAAGAGGCAUUUUCUGUCCAAGUCACUUGGGCCCAGAAUAACCACAUGCUUUGCUUGGAAUUUGAGGAGGGAAGGCUUGAUUUUUGGUCGUCCUUGCUGGCGACCUAACCCACCCUGUAUCCCCAGUCCUGAGUCUUCACUCUCCCCAUCUCCUGUAGAAUGAUGAAAGGUCACAUGUUUGAAUUUCUGCCUGCUUUGCCGGGCCAGUCCAGACGCUCAUUCCUCAGGAGUUAGGGUCUCGGAGCUGCAAGAUAGUUGAUCCUCUGGAGAUGAAUGUGGUCCCAUCUUCCCAGAGUUCUCCCAUCACCCUCUUCCCCCAAAGCCUAGGACUCUGGGCCUCUUCAUGAAUCUUUCCUUGCCUCUACCUGACCUCAUUUCUUUUAGCCUUCUCUUCCAGCUUCUUAAGAGCUUUUUCCAUGCCCUGACGUAUAUUGCCUGCACUGAAAGCCCAGCUCAGGUACUCAGCAAAAUCCCAAAGGAGAAACGCUUGCUCAGUGGGGAUGGCUUAAAAUACCUAAGGCAGGUGUGAGACUGCUGAGUCAGCACCGGACAGUCUCAGCUCCCCAGAGGCUUCCCGCUCAGGGAGAAAGGAUUGUCUGCCAUCUUAUCGCCUUCCCCCCAGCUCCCAGAGUGGCAAGGCUGGAGAUGGCUGGUCUGUCUCAUUCAGGCUCCGCGCCUGCUCUAAGUCAGCAAGAGAACGUGGUUGCAGACUGUGCCCCUUACCCCUCCCCCUUGCCGCAGGUGCGGCAGCUGCAUGGUCAGGACACAGGCGUGUGGCACAGUAAGGAAUGCCAGGCUGGGAGGGUGCCCAGCCCCUCUUCCUUUUCUCCUUUUAUCCAUCUCAAAAGAAACCACUGGGUGGGACCCACUUCCCCCAACUGCCUCAUGGUCCCAGGCUCAGCACUGGAGUUGAAUUGAUGCUGCUGUUGUAGGAUGGGAAGAGGAAGCAGUCCUCUGGCCACGGCCACAGUCCUAGCUACCCCGUUGUGCCCGCCAAAGCCUCGUGACUGCACCGACUUUAUAGAGGCAGCUAAAACCAACUUUCAGAGAGAACGUGAUGCUAAGGCGGCCCCUCUGUAGACUUCUAGCCCUCCCUCCCUCUCCCCCAGCAAAGUCCUCUUAUUAAUUCAGCUCAGCAGUCACCAAGGAACUACUAUGCAAGGCAUUAUGCUAGGGUUACAGACCAUCCCUGGACAGUCCCUGCCUUCGGGGAGCUUACGUUCUGCAGAAAGUACUGUGAUGUAUAUGGAUCCACCUCUGGGUGUGCAGUUGGCCCCUUCCCAUCUGCCACUUUGGGGUCAAGUGUCAGUCUAUGCCCCGACCCCUGCCUUUCCCUCCUCCCCCAAAGAAUGGUGCUUUUGAGAUUUUUGUAAUGGUUCAGGUCAAACUGGCUUGUUGAGCUGGUUGUGUUUUGGCAAAAUGCUUAUUACUAAUAAUAAAGUGGUUUCUAUAAG